ACUAUAUUGGCCUAAGGCAGCAGCUGCAGCAGGUCUUCGGAAAUGUGGAUGUGGAGUAUGUCUAUGCUGCCGAGAUCGAUGCGAUUGCUCGUUUGAUGCUGAACUUGAUUUUGACUCCGGAGUACGUUGCGGAAGGGUUUCUCUCUGCCGCGUGCGCCAGCAGCCUCGUCAGGGCGAACUUGGGCUCGGCCGUCGAAGGUGAGGACGCAGAAGACGCAGUCACACGGAUGUCGCUGCAAUCUCAUCGCGAGGAAUGUCUCAAUCGGAGUAUCAAGUUAAUGCUACAAGAAAUCCAUCUUCACGUUGUUCACAGGCGUCGAUCUUCUUGGCCCCCUUUUCCCUUGUAUUUUUAUGAAAUACAAGGUAAAAGGGGUCAAGAUGAGGGGACUGAGAUACAACUUCACAGGCAACAUCUUGGCUCUCCCGUUUUUAGUUUACUACGGUAGGGAAAAGCAAGGAGUGCAGUUUACAGAUUCAACGUGCGGAGGAGCGGGUAGCGGUCUCACAGGACUUUUGUUGAAGACGUUGUACGAGGACUAUCUCGAUAAGGGGUCCAAGUGUAUCCCGCAGUCAUUAGCCGUCGUACCGAGUCCAGCUUUUCCCUAGCCUAGUAAACUAAGAACGGGAGACCCAAGAAAGAUGCUGCUGAAGAUAAUUUUUUCCCAAACAUUUCUAAUAUAUAACGGUGGCGAAUUUUCGAGGAGCGUUUCUGGUGCCAGGGUAUUUCGACCGCGUCCGCGAUCUCAGGUUGUGGCAUAACUACUUUGAUGGGCCAGCGUGAAAUUCCAGUUCGACGGGAGAUCUUCUUCUUCCCUGAGUCGCAAGAAUAUGAUUUGCUAUACCGAAAUAGAAAUUGAAAUAUUAGAAGGAGCGAGAAGGUUAACAUUGGAGAAAAUAGAGAUGGAAAGGCUUUUCUUUUAAUCGUUUCGAAGUUAUGGUUGGGUUUUACGAAGUGAUUUCUUCGUAAUUUUUUGGCUUUUUGGUCGGGUAGGUCUAGGUUUACUGCAAAGAAUUUAGAAAUUUGAAAAUGUAUGAGUGGGUCGGUGGUGCUGGUAGAGCCGGUGGACACGUCCUCUACCAGUGCAUUAUGAAGAAACAAGUACAGCUACAGAUGAUCAUGAAUGAGACUCAAACAUGAUUGUUAGAACUUUUACAAUCAAGAAUGCGAUGUGACGAACAAGAACCAACGAGAAGAACUCAGGAUGAUGCAUCAAGAACGGAAGUGACUUUCAC
Molecule: messenger RNA, 1233 nt
Organism: Amoebophrya sp. A25
Lineage: Eukaryota; Dinophyceae; Syndiniales; Amoebophryaceae
Source: the annotation of a GenBank genome assembly